AAAUUCUUGGUUUAUUAUCAGAAUUUAGCCUAACGAUCCCUGUUCCUACCGCCCCUUUGUUUAAUAUUGCGUGACAUGGUUGAUUGACCACCCUCUAUGCGUGACAUCUUGUGACUGCACACGUGAGGACGCCGUGACUCGACGCAACAAUAACAAACACGCGCUCCGAGAGACUCAUUUAUAACCUUCAGCUCUUUAGCAGUCCUCCACAUAAGGAUAUAUUAGCUACAAUUAUGCCGUUCAUUCGAGAAUUAGUUGUAAUUUUAUCGCUAUUUUUCGUCGGUUCUGCGAAGGCUCGAUCGAUCCAACAUCCAACAAGAGAUGGCUUGUAUACAAAUCGACCAAUAAUAGGCAUUUUAGCCCAUGACAUUGAUGAUGAUAUCAUUAAGAAGUAUGGCAAGUCGUUUAUCCCUGCUUCCUAUGUCAAAUACUUGGAGUCAGCUGGCGCGAGAGUUGUGCCCAUAAGGGAUAAUCUUACUAGUGACGAACUCAAGAGUUUAUUCUUAAAAAUCAACGGCGUUCUGUUUCCUGGUGGCGAUAGCGAUCUAUGGAAGUCCGGGUAUGCCCGUACCGGCGCUGCCAUAUUUGACCUUGCCAUGGAGGCGAAUGAUAACGGCGAUGUGUUUCCGUUAUGGGGAACAUGUCUGGGAUUUCAGUUACUGCAUGUGCGGGCGGCCAAAGGGAAGGAUGUUCUCACCAAGUGCAGCGGCGAGAAUGUCAGUCUGCCUCUUAAUUUUACCGAUGGUUAUAAGGACAGCCGUAUGUUCCGAAAUGCGCACAAUGAUGUCACGCAAGACAUGGCUAAACUCGGCGUUACCCUAAACAUGCAUGUGAAUUGCGUGACUGUCGAGACCUAUGAAAAAGAAUCUUCAUUGAGCAGCUUUUUCAAGAAGUUAUCCACCAAUAUGGAUAAGGAUGAUAAAGUGAAAUUCGUUUCCACCGUAGAAGGGCUGAAGUACCCGUUUUAUGGUACCCAGUGGCACCCUGAAAAAAACCAGUUCGAAUGGACGUACGAGGAAAAUAUCAACCAUUCCUCUGAGGCGGUCAAAGUAGCGCAGUAUGUGGCGAACUUCUUUGUAGAUCAAGCGAGGCUGAGUAAACACCGCUUCAGCAGCAGAGAGGAAGAAAGUGCUGCGCUUAUCUAUAAUUACCAACCAAUCAAGUGCUUCCCCGAUGUCACGCACUACGAGCAGUGUUACUUUUUUUGAUGCGGGAGAAUGCUGUCAUGCAAUCUACAAUUACCAUACCGACCAAUCGAGUGCUUCCCUGAUGUCACGCACUACGAGCAGUGUUACUGUUUUUGAUAAGGGAGCAUGCUCUUUAGUAUAAUACAGACUACCACAUCGGAUACUAUGGGGUUGCUGUCAUGCAAACUGCCAAUGCCUUUGGUCUACUGUACCACAAACAUGUUUGUUUUACUAUUCCCAUUUUUCACACUGGCCGAAACCACCUCAAGAUUUGCUCUGGUGAUGCAAGGGCAGUAAGGGCACCCACGCACCAUAUAGCAAAAGCCUGGGGCGACCUCAAACAGUGCAAGCACAGGCUUACCACUCUUAUGUUAUUCGCUGAAGGGAUCUCGGGUUUUUUUUGUUUUUUCUGUCGUAGAAUAAAGGUCUAAAAAACACCA
Molecule: messenger RNA, 1627 nt
Organism: Nematostella vectensis (starlet sea anemone)
Lineage: Eukaryota; Metazoa; Cnidaria; Anthozoa; Actiniaria; Edwardsiidae
Product: gamma-glutamyl hydrolase
Exons: 8
Coding region: 234-1208 (324 amino acids)
Biological process (GO): tetrahydrofolylpolyglutamate metabolic process
Cellular component (GO): vacuole
Molecular function (GO): gamma-glutamyl-peptidase activity
Source: RefSeq, a predicted model, not a curated record